UUUCCAUUUCCAUUUCCCUGCAUUUUCCUUCUGAAAACAGAAAAACCCACUCAGCGAGCGAAAUUGCUUCGCAAAUCACUCUCUAACUGAGUAACUGCUUUACUUUCCCUUCAUUUUCUUUCCUCCCAUUUUCCUCUUCAUUUUCAUUACAGACCAAACCCUCUCUAUAAAUACCCUUCUUCUCUUCUUCUUCCCCAUUCUCAUUCAUCAUCAUCAUCUCUCAAAUUUCCUUCAUCUCUUCUCUGUGAAGCUUCCAUGGGGCAGACAUUGGGUUGUGUGCAGGUUGACCAGUCAAGCGUGGCAAUCAAGGAGGUUUUCGGAAAGUACGAUGAUGUUCUUCAGCCUGGUUGCCACUGUGUUCCCUGGUGUAUUGGUAGUCAGAUUUCUGGUUCCCUUUCUCUGCGUGUGAAGCAGCUUGAUGUUCGUUGUGAAACCAAAACCAAGGACAAUGUUUUUGUUACUGUGGUUGCUUCAAUCCAGUAUCGAGCACUGGCAGAUAAGGCUGUGGAUGCUUACUACAAGCUCAGUGAUACCAAGGCACAGAUUCAAGCUUAUGUUUUUGAUGUUAUCAGGGCAAGUGUUCCGAAGAUGGAGCUGGAUUCUGCUUUUGAGCAGAAGAAUGAAAUUGCAAAGGCAGUUGAGGAAGAACUUGAAAAGGCUAUGUCAGCUUAUGGCUAUGAGAUAGUUCAGACUCUUAUUGUGGAUAUUGAACCAGAUGAGCGUGUCAAGAAAGCCAUGAAUGAGAUCAAUGCUGCUGCAAGAUUGAGGGUGGCUACAAAGGAGAAAGCUGAAGCAGAGAAGAUACUGCAGAUUAAGCGGGCAGAAGGUGAUGCUGAAUCAAAGUAUCUUGCAGGGCUUGGAAUAGCUCGUCAGCGCCAAGCCAUAGUAGAUGGGCUGAGGGACAGUGUGCUGGCUUUCUCUGAGAAUGUGCCAGGCACAUCAUCAAAGGAUAUCAUGGACAUGGUUCUGGUGACCCAAUAUUUUGACACCAUGAAGGAAAUUGGUGCAUCUGCAAAAUCCAAUGCUGUUUUCAUUCCACAUGGACCUGGUGCUGUGAAAGAUAUUACUUCACAAAUUAGGGAUGGUCUUCUCCAAGGAAAUGCAACAGAGUCUUAAAGGCUGACAUAUGAUACUACCACGAGUUUAGCUUCUUAACAGUAUAUGCAUAUAUGAUAUAUCUCCUAGAUCAUGACUCCACUGUCGUUCUACUUCUAUCCAGCUCAAACUUUUUUAAGUUGACAGUAGUGAAGUAAAUAAACCUGAACUGCAAUUAGUAUGUUAUUAGGCGAUGUUACUUUGUGCUUUUAUGCUUUGUGUUUGCUUAUGUGUAAUGUAGAGAGUUAUCCUUGGCUUUCUCUAUUACUAUCAGAAUCAGUCACAUAAGCUACGUAUUCCAAGUGGAUUUAUAGUACAUUUUGAGCAGAUAAGGUGUUUUCCACUGCAAAAAAUGAGUAUUGUCCAGAA
Lotus japonicus is the source of this 1464-nucleotide messenger RNA. RefSeq names its product hypersensitive-induced response protein 1-like. Lineage: Eukaryota; Viridiplantae; Streptophyta; Magnoliopsida; Fabales; Fabaceae. The coding region runs from base 256 to 1116 and encodes 286 amino acids. The transcript is spliced from 5 exons. The record is from RefSeq and is a predicted model, not a curated record.